AUGCAGUAUUUCCCUUCCGGAAGGACGGUUCUGGUGAUUGCUCAUCGCUUGAGCACGAUUCGAUCAGCCAAUUUGAUCUAUGUUAUCAUGGAUAGAAAGGUAACUGCCUGCCACCCCACUUUGAUAAAAAGGACCCCUCUUCCAACUGCGCUCUACCGUACACCAGCUGGCUGUAUCAGGAUAUUCCAUUCAAUCAAAAAACCGAAACGUUUGGCAGAGUUAUCGUCAGAGCUCAGGAAAGAUGGAAUGUAUCAAACAGAUCAUAGAAGAUUGAAAGCUGCCCAAUUCGCUGCAAAGACCAAUAGUUCGAUGAUGCAAAAGAUUUAUUGA
Messenger RNA from Caenorhabditis briggsae, 330 nucleotides. NCBI's taxonomy places the organism in Eukaryota, Metazoa, Nematoda, Chromadorea, Rhabditida, Rhabditidae. The record is from RefSeq and is a predicted model, not a curated record. The transcript is spliced from 2 exons. Bases 1 to 330 code for a protein of 109 amino acids.